Molecule: messenger RNA, 1234 nt
Organism: Ziziphus jujuba (common jujube)
Lineage: Eukaryota; Viridiplantae; Streptophyta; Magnoliopsida; Rosales; Rhamnaceae
Product: protein RKD4
Exons: 4
Coding region: 1-1032 (343 amino acids)
Molecular function (GO): DNA-binding transcription factor activity
Source: RefSeq, a predicted model, not a curated record
AUGGCUCCAUAUCAGUCACUCAUUGAGUAUUGUUGGCCAAAGUACGAAAAGGUGGCAAAAGAUAUUGGAAACCCAUUUCACUUUCCCACCACCCAAUACACUACUCCAUUUGAUCUCAGUAGUGGUCUUGGUGGAGCUGGGUUUUUCCCUUUGGAUUGUCAAUUUGAACUUCCAUUACAAGAGGACAACAUUCUUCUUGAUGCUGUUCCUUUAAUGGAGUGCUUACCUACAGAUCCUUUAUAUACAGCAUUGGAUUUCAAAUCAAUGGGUCCAAAUAUAAUUCAAGAUGAUAUUUUCUAUGAUGACCAUCAUGGAAAUUCUCUUGGUGUUUAUCAAGAUGUAUUUGUUGGGUUAGAGAGUUAUAAUCAUCAACAACAACAACAACAACAACAACAACCACAACAACAACAACAGCCAUUGUUGCUGUGUGAUAGGGAUGGACAGAACAACGAAAACGUUUUGGGAGAAGAAAGGAGGAUAAUAAAGAGGUGCAGAUCAUCAGAAGAGAAAAGCAGCAGUGCUUCAAAAGCCUUGUCUAGGGAAAUCAUAUCUCAGUAUUUUUACAUGCCUAUCACUCAAGCAGCAAAGGAACUAAAUGUGGGUUUGACUCUCUUAAAGAAAAGAUGCAGAGAAUUGGGCAUACGUAGGUGGCCCCACAGGAAGUUGAUGAGCCUCCAAACACUAAUCAAGAAUGUUCAAGAACUGGGAAAAGAGGAAGGUGAGGAAAAUGAAUCAAAGCUUAAAGAUGCAAUAGAGUUAUUGGAGAGAGAGAAGAGGUUAAUGGAGGAAUUGCCAGAUAUGCAACUUGAGGACAAUACAAAGAGGCUAAGACAAGCUUGUUUCAAAGCAAAUUAUAAGAAAAGGAGGCUCAUGGGUAUGAUGGAAAAUUCAAAAGCUCCAUCUUUGAUCUGUAGUAAUCCUGCAAAUUCCACUACUUAUGGGAAUGGAGAUAAUGAUGAUGACCAGGAGGAACUGAGAUCCCUUCUGUCUGACUCAUUCUCCUCUACUGAUAUGGCGUUUGAUUUCAACUAGAAAACCUUGCCUAGCUAUAACUAUAGUCCUAUUGCUUGCCUUUUUUUCUUUCCCCGCCUUUGUUUUGAUUUUUUGGUACUUUUGUUCAGUAGAACAUUAUCUGUUUGUUAGCUUACACAGAAUGUGAAUAGAGGAACACAUAGGGGAAGUGAGAGUGGGGGUGUUGAUGAGAAAUUAAUGUAGGCUCUUUGAAUAGCAUAAA